Messenger RNA from Ostertagia ostertagi, 351 nucleotides. The record is from the annotation of a GenBank genome assembly. NCBI's taxonomy places the organism in Eukaryota, Metazoa, Nematoda, Chromadorea, Rhabditida, Trichostrongylidae.
AUGUGGGAAACCGUGGCUCAUAAACUUCGAGGUUUAGUACACGUCGGCAAAGUUGAGACUUCAGUGAAUGAUGACGUCACCGAUCGGUUCCACAUCGAUGGAAAUCGAAUUGCCGACGAAUCUCCAUCGUGGCAAAAUGCUAUCGCUAUAAAGAAUCCGCAAAAGACGGUGCCGGAACCGCCAACGGCGAUUGAACACAUCUACGAGUACACCAAGGAGAAAAUCUUAGACGUUAUGGAAGACAAUCAAAUGCUGUCAGUAAUCGGUGUCGGAGGUCUGAUACUGAUCGUCGCCAUCACUCUGAUUAUCAAAGCCUAUCGAAUCAAACAACAGGACAAAGCGAAAAGCGCC